AUGGUGCUGUAUAGAACCUCUGAUGCUUUGAUGUGCAGAGCGUUUCCCACCACUCUGAGAGGUCCGGCCCGCGCGUGGUACAGCGGCCUGAAGACCGGGACGAUCGCCUCCUUUGACCAGCUCGUCAAGGACUUCGAACUCAACUUUUUGGCCUACGCCCGGACGAAACCUUCUGUAACGCUGCUCCUCGGACUCAACCAGAGGGAGGAUGAGCCCCUCUCCCACUUUGUAAAUCGUUUUGCAACACAAAUCCGGGGAUUACCGGACGCUCAUCCCUCUCUAUUGAUGCAGACGUUUAUGAUAGGCCUGCGACCUUCCAGGUUCUUCUGGUCCCUCGUGGAGCGAUCCCCCACCGCGAUGCAUGAGAUGCUUCAACGCGCAAACCAGUUCAUCGCGACCGAGGCUUGGAUAGCCGGGAAGCGGGAGGAGCACAAGAGGGCUAGGCCGGAGUCGGCUCGGGGACAACCGUCCGCCGCACUAAGGCGUAGGAUGGACCGACCUGACCCGCCGGUGCUGAGGACUGUUAGGAUCGGAGCGGCACUAAGAGGGGGGGGGGGGGGGGGGGGGUGA
Messenger RNA from Musa acuminata AAA Group (dessert banana), 570 nucleotides. RefSeq lists its product as uncharacterized. Lineage: Eukaryota; Viridiplantae; Streptophyta; Magnoliopsida; Zingiberales; Musaceae. The record is from RefSeq and is a predicted model, not a curated record. The transcript has a single exon. Bases 1 to 570 code for a protein of 189 amino acids.